AUGACGACCGCACCGCAGGACUCCCUAGUGUGGAAGCUAGCUGGGCUGCUGCGGGAGUGCGGGGACGUGGUCCUGUCUGGCUGUAGCACACUGAGUCUGCUGACUACCACGCUGCAGCAGCUGAACCACGUAUUUGAGCUGCACCUGGGGCCAUGGGGCCCUGGCCAGACAGGCUUUGUGGCUCUGCCUUCCCACCCCGCCGACUCCCCCAUCAUCCUCCAGCUUCAGUUCCUCUUCGAUGUGCUGCAGAAAACGCUUUCUCUCAAGCUGGUCCAUGUCCCUGGUUCUGGUCUCCCAGGGCCCAUCAAGAUUUUUCCCUUCAAGUCCCUUCGGCAGCUGGAGCUCCGAGGUGUCCCCCUCCACUGCCUGCAUGGCCUCCGAGGCAUCUAUUCCCAGCUGGAGACCCUGAUUUGCAGCAGGAGCAUCCAGGCAUUAGAGGAUUUGUGUGAGCUUUACCAUCUGGACAUUUCCUAUAACCACCUGCAUUUGGUGCCGAGGAUGGGACCCUCAGGGGCUGCUCUGGGGGUCUUGAUACUGCGAGGCAAUGAGCUUCAGAGCUUGCGUGGCCUGGAGCAGUUGAGGAACCUGCGCCACCUGGAUGUGGCAUACAACCUGCUGGAAGGACACAGGGAGCUGUCGCCGCUGUGGCUGUUGGCAGAGCUCCGCAAACUCUGCCUGGAGGGGAACCCUUUGUGGUUCCACCCUGCGCACCGAGCAGCCACUGCCCAGUACUUGUCACCCCGUGCCAGGGAUGCUGCUUCUGGUUUCCUUCUUGAUGGUGAAGUCUUAUCGCUGACAGAUUUUCAGACCCCUUCAUCCUUGGGACUUGGCCCCAUGGCCCCGCCUGUGUCCUGGCCAGUGGGGAGUACUCCUGAAACCUCAGGCGGCCCUGACAUAAGUGACAGCCUUUCCUCAGGGGGCCCUAUGGUCCAGCCCCCGCUUCAUAAGGUUAAAAGCCGAGUCCGUGUGAGGCGGGCAAGCAUCUCUGAACCCAGUGAUACGGACCCGGAGCCCCGAACGCUGCACCCCUCCCCGGCUGUUCUCUCUAAUCUUUUAAGUUACUGUGAAGAUCUGGAGGUCAAGGUGGAGCCGGAGCCACAGGAGGAAGAGCUGGACGAACAGGAGAGAGAGGAGGGAGGAAAGGAGGAACAGGAGGAGGAAGAGGAGCAGGAACAGAAGGAAGUGGAAGCGGAGCUCUGUCGCCCCAUGUUGGUGUGUCCCCUGGAGGGGCCGGAGGGUGUUCAGGGCAGGGAAUGCUUUCUCCGGGUCACUUCUGCCCACUUGUUUGAGGUGGAACUCCAAGCGGCUCGAACCCUGGAACGGCUCGAGCUCCAGAGUCUGGAGGCGGCUGAGAUAGAGCCCGAGACCCGAACUCAGAGAGAACCGGUGCCCGAGGGCUCAGAACUGCUCCCUGGGGCCCCUGUCCUCGUUCUGCGCUUCUCCUACAUUUGCCCUGACCGGCAGUUGCGUCGCUAUGUGGUGCUGGAGCCUGACGCGCACACAGCUGUCCAGGAGCUGCUUGCUGUGUUGGCCCCGUUCACCACCGUGGCUCCGCAUCAGCUCGGGGAAGCCAGGGACCUGCUGGGGGGCAGAUUCCAGUGUCUGCGCUGUGGCCGUGUGUUCAAGCCCGAGGAGCCCAGGCUGGGAUUGGACAGUGAGGAAGGCUGGAGGCCUCUGUUCCAAAACACAGAAUCUCCUGCUGUGUGUCCAAACUGUGGUAGUGACCAUGUGGUUCUCCUGGCUCAGUCUGGGGGAACCCCCAACAGGGAGCAGAAACAGGGGGAGCAAUCGCCAGCUCCCUCUCAGUGUGCCAGCACUGGCUGUGACCCUGCUGGCCUCAGUGACCACCACAGCAGGACCCAAAGCAUCCCACCUCAGGCACCAAUUGCCCAUGACCACUAUAGUUGGAGCCUCAGUCCCCCCCCUGAGCACCAUGGCCUCCGCUCUGUGGAUCACCGGCUCCGGCUCUUCCUGGAUGUCGAGGUGUUCAGCGACGCCCAGGAGGAGUUCCAGUGCUGCUUCAAGGUACCAGUGGUGUUGGCAGGCCACGCUGGGGAAUUUCCAUGCCUUGUGGUCGUGUCUGACCACAGGCUUUACCUGUUAAAGGUGACGGGGGAGAUCCGUGAGCCUCUGGCUAGCUGGCUCCAGCUGACCCUGGCCAUUCCCCUGCAGGAUCUGAGCGGCAUAGAGCUGGGCCUGGCCGGACAGAGCCUGAAGCUGGAGUGGGCGGCUGGGGCAGGCAGCUUCAUGCUGCUGCCCCGAGACGCGAGGCGUUGCCGGGCCUUCCUAGAGGAGCUCAUCGAUGUCUUGCAGUCUCUGCCCCCCACCUGGAAGAACUGUGUCAGUGCCACGGAGGAGGCGGUGACCCCGCAGCACCGGCUCUGGCCGUUGCUGGAAAAAGACUCAUCCUUGGAGACUCCUCAGUUCUUCUACCUUCGAGUGUUCCUGGUUGAAGGCCCUUCUACCUGUCCUGUGUCCCUGUUGCUGACUCUGUCUACCCUGUACCUGUUAGAGGAGGACCCUGCUGGGUCCCAGGCAGAUCCUCCUCUUCCAGCAGCAUCUGGCGAAGCCUCUGAGAAGGCCCUUCCCUUGAGGCUAGACCCUUCCGUGUGUGUCCGGGAGCAGCAGCCACUCAGCAGCCUGAGCUCAGUGCUGCUCUACCGCAUGGCCCCGGAGGACUUGCGGCUAGUCUUCUACGACGAGGUGUCUCGGCUGGAGAGCUUCUGGGCGCUCCGUGUUGUGUGUCGGGAGCAGCUGACAGCCCUGCUGGCCUGGAUCCGGGAGCCCUGGGAGGAGUUGUUUUCCAUUGGACUCCGGACUGUGACCCAAGAGGCUCUGGACCUUGACCGUUGAGGCUUCCACGCCAACCUUGGCCAUGACCUUGAAGGCCAUGCUGCAGAUGUUCCGUCUCUUGGUCUCUGGUCUGGCUUCCAGAUUCUGGCUGCAGACUCUUCCAGCCUUUGGGUGCUAGCCAGGGAGACCCCAGAUGACCCAUGGCUGAAGGGAAGGGUGACAGAAACGGUCUGGCCUCUGCAUGACCUGGCCUAAGGGGACAGGCUAAGUGCUCAGGAGGAAUGUAUUUCUUGCACUUUUUCUCAGGUAUU
Molecule: messenger RNA, 3104 nt
Organism: Propithecus coquereli (Coquerel's sifaka)
Lineage: Eukaryota; Metazoa; Chordata; Mammalia; Primates; Indriidae
Gene: STK11IP
Product: serine/threonine kinase 11 interacting protein
Exons: 23
Coding region: 1-2853 (950 amino acids)
Biological process (GO): intracellular protein localization
Cellular component (GO): cytoplasm
Source: RefSeq, a predicted model, not a curated record